AUGAGGAAGAUCCUCAUCUGUGCAUCCGUGUGGAUAAUCCCUACAAUCACUGCUUCCACAGCCGCGGGACUGAACGAGAUUAAACCGGUCAGCGGAAACUGGUGCUGGAUAUCCGGUAAACGAACGGACUUGCGAUAUGCGCUUGGCCAUGGAUGGCGCUUCGCCAUUAUCUUUGUCACGAUUGGAAUUUAUUCCUAUAUUUGGAUAUACAUGCGCCGACACUUCAGGGAGCUGAAGAUGGUCACAAGCACUCGAUCGAAGACCAACGGAAGCUCCCUUCCACGACGCCCUUUCGGACAGAAAGACGCCUUUGAAUUAAGAAGCGAGUCGCAGACUGAACUGCAUGAGAUCAACGUUGAAUAUCGCUUCGAGGUUAGCCACGCGCAGCAAGGGCCCGCACACCAGGGUGCUACCACACAUGUUGACCUCGAGGCUCGCGACGGCGCCAACAGUGAGAAGGCAAUCUCAGUCCUAUCGGAUAAAGGCAAGAACAGCGUCCCAAACUCUCCAACGCGCACUACGAUUGUGGAGACAACAACAGAAGCCGCCCAGCCCGGAAGCCCGAUCCAACGGCGAACACGCGACGUGGAGCGGGAGAUCAAGAAAAUGUUGCUUCUGAAUGCGUAUCCGGUGCUAUACGUCAUUCUCUGGACACCCGGCUUGCUCAACAGAUUGGUAGAGGCAACUGGCCACAAAAGCCGAGUGCUGUCAAUCAUGCAAGCCUCGACGCAAUUCAUCGGACUCGCGAACGCAAUCACCUAUGGCAUCAACGGAGACCUUAGGAAGUCUCUCCAGUCUGAUGUCCGAAGAUUCUUCAGGAGAAGGUGA
This is a messenger RNA of Parastagonospora nodorum SN15, 828 nucleotides long. RefSeq lists its product as hypothetical. Lineage: Eukaryota; Fungi; Ascomycota; Dothideomycetes; Pleosporales; Phaeosphaeriaceae. The coding region runs from base 1 to 828 and encodes 275 amino acids. Gene Ontology annotation, molecular function: G protein-coupled receptor activity. Gene Ontology annotation, biological process: adenylate cyclase-activating G protein-coupled receptor signaling pathway. The transcript is spliced from 3 exons. Gene Ontology annotation, cellular component: plasma membrane. The record is from RefSeq and is a predicted model, not a curated record.